AUGAGCAAAAUGUCAAGCUUCUCUUUACCUUCUCUUCGUCGUUCAAGGAUCUUCAUUUUAUAUACUUUGGCUUCUUCAGCUCUUAUCUUCAUCUUAAUCAAAACCAGUUAUCCUGAUUUGUUUGCUCCACUUCAUACGAAAUGGCCUCACUCUAUUUCUUUUACUGAUGCGAUAUUGAAGUCUUCAAUUCCACUGGGACCUAUCAAACCUUAUCUUGUCCGUAAACCCAAGCAAGACGUAAAUGCUACUGUCAAGUCUAUCCAGGCCCUCGCGAAUCGAAUAGAGCCGUACCUCGUGGCUUGGAUGGAUCGACCGGUUAGAUCAUACGAAGAAGCUCUCAUUUCAAACGAGAAAGCAUGUGGAAAAGAUCGAGAAGAGCAAUCAAAUCCAGAUCAACUUAAUAAUGCUGCUAAACUGUGGGGUGCUAUCACUUCUCAAGCCGUUCUCAGAAUUCGAGCCGAAGUGAUCUCUGGGAUCCAUCAAUUUUUUCAAGAAUCCCUUUCUCAAGUCGUCAAUGGUACUCAAGCCUCACACCUUACUCUCGAAGGCGUCCUUGGCAGACCUUUGAUUGGUGAAGGUACUCAAGGAAUCGUCAUUACUGGUGGAAAUGGUGAUACGAUGCGUCGAUUGAUGGUCACAAUACGAAUUUUAAGAAAAAAACACGAGUGUCGUUUACCGAUAGAAAUCUUUAUGUUUCCAGAAGAACUUGAGCAAGUUACGGAUUUUCGGACUGAAAUCCUAGCGUUAGGUGGUAUCGAAAUCAAACCCCUUCCUUACCCAAAAGAUCAAAAAGCUUGGAAGAACUUCCAAAUUGACAACAUUCCUUUGGUGGAUCCUACGUUCCUUUUCGAAUCUCCGGUUUUCAAGCAAUGGGGAAUUGUUCUAUGGCCUGACAUCACAAAAGACGGAGCUCGAAAUCCUAUAUGGCGCCUAGCAAGCCAGACCUGCAUACCUCAAGAUUGGCAGGUCGAUUCAGGUCAAAUUCUAGUCGACAAAUCAGCUCAAAGAGGUUUAGUCUUUGGCGCUUUACUUGUGGCUGCUCAAAUGCAACUUCAUCAUCAAUUUUGGUUCCGCAUCAGUGAAGGAGAUAAAGAUACUUUUCGGUAUGCUCUAUAUUCCCUUCAACUGCCUUGGAAUCGUGCUCCUCAUUGGCUAUCGAGUGGUGGAGGCUUCAGAUCAGGUAACGAAUAUUGUGGACAUACCAUGUUUCAGUAUUCGCUAUCAUCGGAAGAUUGGAGCCAUUAUCCAUCCUUCUUAAAAACCACGCUCUCAGAAACUCAACGAGAGCAUGCUCCACCACUCUUUGCUCACAUCAACCUUUUGAAGCACACUGGAGGUUUUAAUAGAGGUGAAACAUUCAAAGUCUUACACAGCUUAGGUCCAAGUGAUCUAGUGACGCGACAAAAUCUAAAUGUCAGUGAUGUGGUAAGAGCAAAGGUAAAGUUUGAGAAAGGAAUGUGCGUUUAUUAUACUAUCUUAAAUCAAUCCCCUAGCCAAAGCGUUAUUUCAGUUAAGCCAAAUGAAGAUGAUUCAAAGGUCUGGAUCUUGGAAGAAUCUUGGAAGGAUGCAUGGGGUGGGUUAUUGGAAGAUUUUGAAAGUGUUUAUUGGGAUAAUGGAGGACUGUGA
This is a messenger RNA of Melampsora larici-populina 98AG31, 1626 nucleotides long. RefSeq names its product family 71 glycosyltransferase. The transcript is spliced from 7 exons. Gene Ontology annotation, molecular function: alpha-1,2-mannosyltransferase activity. NCBI's taxonomy places the organism in Eukaryota, Fungi, Basidiomycota, Pucciniomycetes, Pucciniales, Melampsoraceae. Gene Ontology annotation, biological process: mannan biosynthetic process. The record is from RefSeq and is a predicted model, not a curated record. Gene Ontology annotation, cellular component: Golgi apparatus. The coding region runs from base 1 to 1626 and encodes 541 amino acids.